Elgaria multicarinata webbii is the source of this 2602-nucleotide messenger RNA. It is a transcript of the gene MRE11, whose product is annotated as MRE11 homolog, double strand break repair nuclease. Gene Ontology annotation, molecular function: 3'-5'-DNA exonuclease activity; manganese ion binding; single-stranded DNA endonuclease activity. The record is from RefSeq and is a predicted model, not a curated record. The coding region runs from base 221 to 2326 and encodes 701 amino acids. The transcript is spliced from 20 exons. NCBI's taxonomy places the organism in Eukaryota, Metazoa, Chordata, Lepidosauria, Squamata, Anguidae. Gene Ontology annotation, cellular component: nucleus; site of double-strand break; Mre11 complex. Gene Ontology annotation, biological process: telomere maintenance; mitotic intra-S DNA damage checkpoint signaling; mitotic G2 DNA damage checkpoint signaling.
CUUCCGCGGCUGCUGCUAUGGAAACCGAAAGUGUGGCGUGGCUUGACGGUUCGCGGUAGGCCUGAGGUGUAAGGAGGUGAGAAGGCGGGAAGGGAAGCGCUGUCCAAAGGUCCACCGGUCCUGACUCUGAAUCUGUUUUUUGAUCUCUUGGCAUUUGACAAUAUAGCAGAGCUCUCUCCUGAGACACUCUGUGGAUUUGUGAGCUGUUGAGAUUGCAAAGAUGAGUCAUGGCACUUCCAUGGAUGAAGAAGAAAACGACACAUUUAAAAUUUUAGUUGCGACUGACAUCCAUCUUGGGUAUUUGGAAAAGGAUGCUGCACGCGGAAAUGAUACAUUCGUAACCUUCGAUGAAAUCUUGAAGCUUGCUCAAGAUAAUGAGGUGGAUUUUAUUUUAUUAGGAGGAGAUCUCUUUCAUGAAAACAAGCCCUCCCGGAAAACAUUAUACACUUGCUUAGAAUUAUUAAGGAAAUACUGUAUGGGUGACCACCCUGUACAGUUUGAGAUUCUGAGUGACCAGUCAGUUAACUUUGGUUUUAGCAAGUUUCCCUGGGUGAACUACCAAGAUGGAAAUCUCAACAUUUCUAUUCCAGUUUUCAGUAUUCAUGGCAACCAUGAUGAUCCCACAGGGGCAGAUGCUCUUUGUGCUUUGGACAUCUUGAGUUGCGCAGGACUUUUGAAUCAUUUUGGACGGUCACCUUCUGUAGAGAAGAUAGAUGUUAGUCCUGUUUUGCUUCAGAAAGGCAAUUCGAAAAUUGCUCUCUAUGGAUUAGGAUCUAUUCCAGAUGAGAGGCUGUACCGAAUGUUUGUGAAUAAGCAAGUAACCAUGCUGAGGCCAAAAGAAGAUGAAGAUAGUUGGUUUAAUCUGUUUGUUAUUCACCAGAACAGGAGUAAACAUGGAGCCACAAAUUAUAUUCCAGAACAGUUUCUAGAUGAUUUUAUUGAUCUUGUAAUUUGGGGUCAUGAGCACGAAUGUAAAAUAUCUCCAACUCGAAAUGAGCAACAGCUUUUCUAUGUUUCCCAGCCAGGAAGUUCAGUGGUUACUUCUUUGUCACCAGGAGAAGCUGCCAAAAAGCAUGUCGGCCUGCUGCGUAUCAAAGGCAAAAAAAUGAAUAUGCAGAAGAUUCCUCUUCAGACAGUAAGACCUUUCUACAUUGAGGACAUUGUUCUUGCUGACCAUCCAGACAUAUUUAACCAUGACAAUCCUAAAGUAACACAAGCAAUACAAGCUUUCUGUAUGGAGAAGGUUGAAACUAUGCUGGACAACUCAGAAAGAGAACGUCUUGGAAAUCCCCGACAACCAGAGAAGCCUUUAAUAAGACUACGGGUAGAUUACAGUGGAGGCUUCGAACCAUUCAGCGCUGUUCGUUUCAGCCAAAAGUACAUGGAUAGGAUAGCUAAUCCAAAAGAUAUCAUACAUUUUUUCAGGCAUCGAGAGCAAAAAGAGAAAAAUGAAGACGAGAUUAACUUUGGAAAGCUGGUCCGCAAGCCUGCAUCUGAGGGAACAACUUUAAGGGUAGAGGAUCUUGUGAAAAAAUACUUCCAAACAGCAGAGAAGAAAGUGCAGCUUUCCCUCCUGACUGAAAGGGGAAUGGGAGAAGCAGUGCAAGAGUUUGUGGACAAAGAGGAGAAAGAUGCUAUUGAAGAGUUGGUAAAAUUCCAGCUAGAAAAGACACAGCGGUUUCUGAAGGAGCGGCAUAUCGAUGCAGAGGAGGCCAAAAUUGAUGAGGAGGUGCAACGUUUUAGAGAGUCAAGAAAAAAGAAUACCAUGGAGGAGGACGAGGAAGUUCGUGAGGCUAUAAACCGCGCCAAAGCCCACCGAUCUCAGGGACCUGAUCAUGCUUCUAGUGAUGACGACCUCAUGGAUCUGAGAGCUAAUAAUGAUUCAGAUGAUUCUUCAGCACCCAGCCGGGGGAGAGGCAGAGUUCGGGCAAGAGGAGGAAGAGGGCAGAACGCCACAGCCAGAGGAGGGUCUCGACGAGGAAAAGGAGGCCACAUUGGCCAAGGCCAGAUGAAUAGCAGUAGAACGUAUAAGCCUGUACCCACGCCUACAAAGAAUAUGUCUAUCUUAGAUUCUUUUAAAUCGUCGAGACAGCAACCUUCCCGAAAUAUGCCUGCCAAGAGUUAUUCGGAGGUAAUUGAAGAUGAUGACUCUGAUUUGGAAGAAGGGUCCUUUACUCCCUCUUCCACCGCAAAUCUAAGAUUAUCGAGCACAUCAGCAUCUAGCAGAAGCUGCUCACAGAGCCAGGCACCAAGAGGAAUAAACUUUGAAUCAGAUGAGGAUGAUUUAUUCAAGUCUACUUCUACUUCAAGAAGAAACAGACGAUAGAUUCACUGACAAUUCAGAUGAAAAAAGUUCCCCAGAAUUCUGUGAAGUUGCCUCAAGAUGUAUGCAGCUUUCCCCAAAUCAUUUAACUGUUUAUUAUGCAUUUCCUUGAAACACUUUGUUUCCUUGAUGGAGAAUUAAUUGUUACUUACUCUGUAUAUGCAAUAUCACUGGAGAUGAAUGGGAACACUUAAUAGAUUGGAUAAAGAGUCCCUGCGAAAAAGGGGUGGAGGGGAUUUUUGCAAUUCCUCCUUCCCCUUACACAGGAUCUCCUGAAAU